UCUGCUCCUAAGUCUGCCCCGGGCGAGAAGUCUUCGGCUCCUGGCGGGAAGUCGUCCGCUCCGUUCUCUUUGGCUGUGAACUCCGCUACUAAUCAAAUAGACCAGAUCCUCCCGAGUAUAAGAAUCUUUGGCUGUGAACUCCGCUACCAAUCAAACAGCUCUGAGUCUCCGGGCGAGAAUUCUUGGGCUCCUGGAGCAGUGGGGAAGUCGUCCGCUCCGUUGUCUUCGGCUCCAGCCUUGCGUGCAGGAAUUUUCUAUCCUAUUUCUCAGGUCCAGGACCCUUCCCGACAAGUGGGGAAAAGCACUCAAGGGGGAGAACUGGGACUCUCUGCUGCCAGUUCUAAGGAUGUGGCCAAGCCUCAGAAGAAUGAGGGAUCCCGUAAACGUCAUCAAGUAUCGAAAACUAACAGCUCCACUGCUGAUAAGGUGAAGCACCGAAAUUCUAGCGUGGACGGUAGGUCUGUUGACCAGUUGCGAGCCCGGUAUAAAAAAUUGAGGGCAAGGCUUCCAAACGACUUGCUAGAUGGGAAUGCUCUAGAGGUUGGGGUGGCUAUCAGGAGGAUUGGUAAAAAAAUAGUUAAACUGCUAAAAAAGGUGGCUCGGAUUGGCAAAGUUGGUGGGGGAAGCCCUGCUAAGCAGAAAGGUAUAUCUGAUUUGUUCCCCAUUAAUGCUGCGAAUGCUGGUCCUGAUAGAAACAGCAAGGCCUUGAAGAACUUCAAUGUCGAUCAGCAUAAGGGACGCAAAAAUAAUCAUAGUUGGGGCGCUAGAGAAACAAUGACGCUCCUAAAGGUUGUAUGCGGAGUCUGUCUUCGCCAUGGAAGAUUAAAGAAUUGGCCUUCCAUAAAAAGACAGAUGAAAUCUGACAGAAGCGAACACACGAUCAGGUUGAAGUUCCAGUCACUGGCAGAAGAAGCCAUGAAACCUUUGGAAAAGCGAAAUAGAACAGUAAGGCUUCCAAAUCAGGAACAAUGGGAUAAAUUGGCUGUCGCCAUGUAUUACAUCUAUGGGAAUGGGUCCAAGACCAUUCAAGCAUUGGAAGAUUUGGAUGAUGCCUUGCAAGUGAUCAUAGCAGCUGGCAAAGAUUAUAUGAAUGCGAUUGCUCAAGGGGUGAUAAGUUUUACUUCUGAAGAGGAGAUAGGAUCUCAUGAUAGCUCAUUGAACAAGUCUGGAAAUGAGGAAUCGUCCAAGGAUAUAGAGCCUCCUGGUCAGUCUCGAGAGGCCACUAAGGCUGAAAGAGCCAAACGACUGAUGACUCCUCUGGGGAAAGCAUCUGGUGCUCCACUGUUCCAAGGUAUUGUGAUUCAUCCUGCUCCUUUGGAUGGGCGGCAAUCACCCCUACAGGCUUCCGAGGAAGAUACCAUGUCUGAUGAUGGAGUGUACUAUUCUCGACACGAGGUGUCAUCUAAGGAAGAUACGGAGACUCCUAUUCAGUAUCAAGAGAGAGGAGUUGGGUGCUCUUCUACUUUGGAUGGGCGUGAACUGGCCCUCCAGGCUUCCGCUGCAGAUACGAGUUCUGUUCUUUUGGCUUCGAGUGACUCGGAAGUUGUUUCUUGGACUGUUGAGGAAUUGUCUAGCCUCAUCAACUGCAUUGAUAUAUGUUACCCAAACUGGUCGCAAGUGAAAGCGUACAUGAGCACAGAAAGAUCCCCCCAGUGUAUUAAGCAUGCUUGGAAAGAGUUGGUGGAAUCGGAGAAGUUGCAAAAUCCUGGCGCUGACUGGGAGUUUCAUGGCCUGAAGCUUGGCAGUGCUCUGCUCAAUAAGAUGAUUACAGCACACGAAACUGUAACUAUGCUGGAAGCAGCAGCAGUUAGGAAAUGAAGGUAUCUUGUUUGUACAAUCUCAAUAUUUUGCUGUAAUUGUUGACAUUCUGCCAGUGUUGAGUGAAUGCUGGGUUUAGAGGAACUUGUUUGUUGCUUCCUCUUCCUAUCUGCGAUUGUUGAGUGAACGCUGCAAUUGUUGAGUGAAGGUUGGGUUUAGGGACUGGUUUGUAGCUUCCUUUUUCCAAUCUGCCAUUGUUGAGUGAAUGUUGGGUUCAGGAACUGGUUUGUAGCUUCCUCUUCCUAUCUGCCAUUGUCGAGUGAAUGCUGCAAUUGUUGAGUGAAUG
Linum tenue is the source of this 2104-nucleotide messenger RNA. NCBI's taxonomy places the organism in Eukaryota, Viridiplantae, Streptophyta, Magnoliopsida, Malpighiales, Linaceae. The record is from the annotation of a GenBank genome assembly.